CGGGGACGGGGGUUCCUCGCCUUCACCCCUUCUCAGGGAGCCCCGCCGACCGCCUCAGCUGCCCUCGGUGGUAGGGGACCUCUACCUCUGGGCUCUGUUUCCUGUGCCCAGCGAUUUGCCAGAUGCGGGGGUGAAGCUGUUGCUUUGCUCGUGUCCGGCAUCCCAGGUGACUGAGAGACCCUCGGGUGCUGGUCCCUAGGUAGCCGUCAAUUAUCUUCAUCGCUGGGUUAUCAGUAGGGGUAAACAAUACUUUGAAUUCAGCACCUUUGCUUUGGAAGAUCUCGAGUCGCUUCACAAAUUAGGAAAUAACACUGGUAUCUUCAUUUACAAAGUCAAAGUGCCAAGCAGAAGAUGUCAGACAGUCAUUCAGUAAUGUUCAAUAUUCUUAAAAGAAAUAGAUUAACAUCUCCCAGCAGUAACUUUAAAUACUCCAAUUUUAAAGACACAUGUUGCACUUCAGUAUUUCUGGACAGCAGAUGCAAUGAGUCCGUAAAAGAUCCUGAUGUAGAACAUAAAGAAGCACUGAGUGUAACAAGUUUAUCAUUGCUACAAGAGCAUUCUGAGCACAUUCAUCCAAAUGCCCUCUUUCCUGUGUCAUCAUCUAUUGAAAAUGAAAUUAAUUCUAUCUCCUUAUCGGAAAGAAGAGAAGCAAAUAGAAGUGUAGAUUUUUUUGAAACUCCUAAAGUGAGUAGAAAAGGCUCCUCACUACGCAGGAGGCUGCUUUUAUCUAAGAGUGUUCCAGCUGGCACAACUGUAGGAUGCUGUGAAAGACAAGCUAGUUCUUCAGGAAGCAGCAGGAAAAAAAUAUUCUCUUGUGUUUUGAGCUCUGAAGAAAAACUUUCACAAGCUGCUUCAGAUUCUCCAAAAGAUAAAAGUUACAAACCUCUGACAACUAGCACUUCAAAAACUGAAGACUCUAAUCCUGAUUGCCCAAAACGGAGACUUUCCUUUUCACAACAAAGGACCUCAACGCUAGAUGAGUCCAAAUGUAAGGACCCCUUAUUGCUAGAACCAGAAUGUUUAUCUCCAAUUCAGUGUAAGGAUGUUAUUGUUAGUAAUGCUAAUGAAUUCAGUGAAAGUGUCCUUAUGAGUGUUAGUGAUGGGUUGCUUAGGACUCCUACUUACAGUGUGUUACCUGAGGUCAAUGAGGGUAAGUUCCUGACUUCUAUUAACAGUCUUGUAGAGAACUUUAACUUUGAACUGUGUGAUAUAAACUCUCCCCCUGUUAAGCUGGCAAAUUACCCAGAUCUUUCAACACCUGAGGAUAGUGGAUAUAAUUCACUUCAUUUGGACAAAUCAGGAGACUCAUUGUCUGAUCAUGAGAGAUCUUUCCAAGAGAUCUUCCAAAAAAGUAAAGAAGAUUCCAAAAUUCUGGAUAGUAGAAGAAAGACAAGAAAACUUGAACGAGUUAGAAGGUUAUCCACUCUUCGGGAACAGGGCUCACAAUCGGAGACAGAAGAUCAUCAUGGCAGUCCUUCUACUUCAGCAUGUAUGUUAACAGAAGAAAGAAACUUUGUCAGUGAAGACCAUGCAUUAGUUUUAGAACAACAGCCUAGUGGUGAUGUAGUUGUAAGUCACGGAGAUCUCUCAAGAACUCCAGCUCUUAAAAUAGUUCAUGAAAUUUGCUUGCAAAGACAAAGAUCAGACCAAAAUGAAAUAUCAGAUAAUGAUGGAACAGAAAUAUUUGCAUUAGAACAUGUUCUUGCUGGACUUAUUGGCAAGAAAAUGGGCCUUGAAAAAUUAGAUAUUUUAACAGAAUUAAAAUACCGAAAUUUAAAACAUGUUCUUGCUAUAGUUUUAGAUGCUUUGACAGUGGAAAGUCUAUGCAGUAUUUGGAAAGUAAGCAAAACCUGGCGUGAAAUCAUUGUACAAGAUAAAAGUGCAGAUAAGAGGAGAAAGUUGUAUAUAAAACAUCUGAAAGAAGAGGCUGGGGAAUAUUUCUUGAAAGCUGAAGAUGCUGCCACAAGACUUAACGUUCUCAAUAGAUCUGCUCUAAGGCCUGUUCAAGCUCAAGCCAGAACUCCUGUAGUACAAACACCACCUUCAUACACUGAACUUACACCCAGGAAAUGCAGUUCUGUUCCCCAUUCAACUAGUAGACAGGAAGAAUACAUAAAAGUUGCUAAAACUCUGUUCACUGACGAAGCUCUAAAACCCUGUCCAAGAUGUCAAUAUCCUGCUAAAUAUCAAUUGGUAAAGAAACGGGGACUAUGUAGCAGAGAGGCAUGUGCAUUUGAGUUCUGUAUUUUAUGUCUGCAUGCUUUCCAUGGGUCAAAAGAAUGUAAUAGUUUAUCUGCAAAACGGAAGAACAAAAAAGAUGCUCCUCCAGGAAGUGCCCAAAGCAAAAGAAAUUUAAAAAGACUCUAAAUUUGUAAGGCACGUAAGUCCUUACAUUUAAUUCCUUUUCCCCUUCUCCUGAAUUCCUAAUCUUGUUCAUAUUCUUCCUAAAUACACACAUUUUGAAAGUCUCAUUCAAUGUGUUUUUGCUGACUUAUCUUGAUAACUUCUCAUGUAUAUAUCUUAAUUUAGUAUGUUUUUGUUUUUGAAAAAAGUGAACAUUUUAAAACAUUUUAUGUCUUGUUUUACCUGUUGUGUAGUAGCUAGGCACUUACUAACAUCUGAAGUUUUUAAUAAAGUAUCUUAAAUGUAGUCUUCAAUAUCUAGCUUACAGCACCUCAUAGAUGUUUAAAAAUGUGAUUCUUGUCUUAAUGACAAAUUAAAGAAAUUUAAAAAAAAUCUUUUA
Molecule: messenger RNA, 2743 nt
Organism: Gymnogyps californianus (California condor)
Lineage: Eukaryota; Metazoa; Chordata; Aves; Accipitriformes; Cathartidae
Gene: FBXO43
Product: F-box protein 43
Exons: 6
Coding region: 352-2367 (671 amino acids)
Biological process (GO): negative regulation of meiotic nuclear division; regulation of mitotic nuclear division
Cellular component (GO): nucleus
Molecular function (GO): zinc ion binding
Source: RefSeq, a predicted model, not a curated record